Trichoderma gamsii is the source of this 1323-nucleotide messenger RNA. RefSeq names its product mannitol 1-phosphate dehydrogenase. Lineage: Eukaryota; Fungi; Ascomycota; Sordariomycetes; Hypocreales; Hypocreaceae. Gene Ontology annotation, molecular function: FAD binding. Bases 1 to 1323 code for a protein of 440 amino acids. The record is from RefSeq and is a predicted model, not a curated record. Gene Ontology annotation, biological process: secondary metabolite biosynthetic process. The transcript is spliced from 3 exons.
AUGGGUUCAGUAUCUGAGCGAAAAGAAAUCCACAUAGCGAUAGUGGGGGGAGGAAUCGGAGGGCUCGCCUUGGCGAUUGGUCUGCAACAGUAUAGCCACAUCCAAGUCAAGAUCUUCGAGUCUGCUGCAAAGUUCUCUGAGAUUGGCGCUGGCGUUUUCUUUGGCGCUAAUUCUAUCCGUGCGAUGAGCCUUAUACAUCCAGCUAUUGGAGAAGCGUAUGGUAGGAUUUCGACAAGCGCGGGCUGGAAGUCAAAGGAAGAUACAUACUUUGACUUCAUACUCGCACAUGGCCUUCACGGCUUGCCCACUGGCAGUCAUAUCAUAUCUCCCAAGCUCAAUGCGUCUGAGCGACAUAGCACUGCCCACCGUGCACAUUUUGUUGAUGAGCUUGUCAAACUUAUCCCCGGUGAUGUCGCCAAGUUUGGCAAGAGAUUGACAGACAUCUCCCGCGAUGAGGGCAAAGGGAAAACGAUUCUCCAAUUCGCCGAUGGCAGUACUUCAGAAGCAGACGCAGUGAUCGGAUGUGAUGGGAUUCGAUCGGUAUGUCGAGAAUUUGUAUUAGGAAAAGACAACCCUCUGUCACAACCGACCUUCACUGGGAAGCACGCAUAUCGGGGGUUGAUACCCAUGGAGAAGGCUAUUGCUGCGAUUGGGGAGGAAAAGGCCCAAAAUCGAUUCAUGUUUCUCGGCAAAGGCGGCCAUGUUCUCACUUUUCCCGUAGCAAAUGGUAAAGUGAUGAAUGUUGUCGCUUUUAGUACAACCAAGAAUGGCACAUGGGAAGGAGAUUGGAUUAAACGAAUGGAACGGGAAGCUAUAGCGGCGGACUUUCAGGGAUUUGGACAGGAAUGUCAGAAGAUAUUCUCGCUGAUGGAGAAUACCGACCAUUGGGGUAUAUUCGACCUCUCUCCCGAAAUUCCGACUUACUACUCUGGAAAGCUCCGCCUUCUUCUCUUAGGCGAUAGCGCACAUGCUUGUGCCCCUCACCAAGGUGCCGGCGCUGGUCAGGCAUUAGAAGAUGCGUAUAUUCUCUCUCACGUCCUUGGCAUUUGUGACUCCUCAUCCGAUCUGCUCGCUGCAUUUAAUGCAUAUGAAAGUAUACGCAUGCCACGAGCUAAAUUUGUCCAAAUUCACGGUCGUCGACAAGGAGAACUUUUGGAUCUGCAGAGGCCUGAUGUUGGAGAUGAUUUGGAAAAAUUGAAAGCAGUUAUCGAUGUACCAAUCAGAGAAAUUUGGAACUGCGAUUUGGUUGCCGAAUUAGACAAAGCAUUGGCAAUGAUGCAGAAAGAAUUGAACAAGGUGGAAGCAACAAACCCGGUAUUGUAA